CCAGUGGGGCCACACCCCCCGCCCCGUGGGGCCACGCCCCCCCGGAGCGCCCAUGGCGGGGCUGGCGCGCGUGCUGGUGCACGUGCGGCGGGGCGGGGCGGGGCGCGGCGCAGGGCGGCCCGCGGCCUUCGGGCAGAGCGUCACCGGCACCUUCUGCGCCGCACACGAGGACGCGGCUGUGGUGACCUGCGGGCUGGAUGGCGGCCGCUUCCUCAUCUCCGACGUGGCCUUCCCCGGCUCCACCACCACCCUCCUCAAGAGACCCUCCUUCUGCCCCGCCAAGUGCCUGGGGCAGCGGCCGGAGCUGAGCCCCCCCGCCGAGCUGCGGGGCCGGGGGGUGGCCGCGGGGGUGGCGGUGCUGCUGCAGGCCAGCACCGGCCGCAUCCUGCUCACGCGCCGCGCCAGCACCCUCAGCAUCUUCCCCAACGUCUGGGUGCCGCCCGGUGGGCACGUGGAGCCGGAUGAGGAGCUGCUGGACGUGGGGCUGCGGGAGCUGGAGGAGGAGACGGGGCUGCGCCUGGACGCGGGGACCUUCUCCUGGAGGAUGCUCGGCCUCUGGGAGUCCAUCUACCCGCCCAUGCUGAGCCGGGGGCUGCCGCGCCGCCACCACAUCGUCACCUACCUGCUGCUGCUCUCCGCCGAGCCCCACGAGCAGCUGGAGGCCAGGAUGCGUCCCAGCGAGAGUGAGGUGAGCGCCUACGCCUGGCUGGAGCCCCCCAUCCUAGAGGCCAUCGCAGCCACCGAGGACGGAGCAGACAGCGUGGGAAGCGUCCCCGACACGCUGCCGGCCACCAUCAGCAUCACGGAGCUGCGCGACGGCAGUGCCCGCAGCACCCAGCUCCCCACCGCCACGCUCCUGCGCGUGGCCCCAGCCCACGGGGAGGACGUGGAGCGCGUCAGCACCGGCACCAAGUUCGCUCUUCAGCGCUGGCUGGAGCCCCCGGGCCCGAGGGCAGCGCCACGCAGGGAAUAAAGUCACUGCCCACGG
Molecule: messenger RNA, 988 nt
Organism: Falco peregrinus (peregrine falcon)
Lineage: Eukaryota; Metazoa; Chordata; Aves; Falconiformes; Falconidae
Gene: NUDT17
Product: nudix hydrolase 17
Exons: 8
Coding region: 53-973 (306 amino acids)
Biological process (GO): NAD+ catabolic process; NADP+ catabolic process
Cellular component (GO): cytosol
Molecular function (GO): NADH pyrophosphatase activity
Source: RefSeq, a predicted model, not a curated record